UGUUCAUCAGCAGAUCGCUUCUUUGCCGCGUUACCAUGAUCUAUAAAAAAGGGGACAAAGCAUUUGUAAGAUGCUGUCAUCAGUCAAACAAAACGAGAAAUCAGCCAGAGGCCUAUCUAAAAAAUAUCGAAAACAAAAAAGAAGCUUCUUGGCGAAGAGCUGAAGAAACACCCUUUCCACCACCAGACAUGUCUUCACCUAACAACAGCUUCCCGAACUUCUCCUUCAUCAAAUCCAAAUCUGCACCAAUUUUUGACAGU
Linum tenue is the source of this 260-nucleotide messenger RNA. NCBI's taxonomy places the organism in Eukaryota, Viridiplantae, Streptophyta, Magnoliopsida, Malpighiales, Linaceae. The record is from the annotation of a GenBank genome assembly.